CAUUGACAAAAAUUGUCAAGAAAGCUGUCAGUGCUGGCUGACAGUACUCGGUAGGUAGUCGUGUUUUGUAUAAAACUUGCAGUAUUAAUUUUUAUUUUGUGAAAACAUGGCAAAUUUAAGACAAACUCCAUUAACGUGUAGCGGACACACAAGACCCGUCGUCCAUUUAGAUUUCAGUGAAGUUACAGAUAGUGGAUAUUAUUUAAUAUCAGCAUGCAAAGAUGGCAAGCCAAUGCUCCGACAGGGCGACACCGGCGACUGGAUAGGCACGUUCGAGGGCCACAAAGGGGCCGUUUGGGGCGUGGCUCUGAACGCCGAUGCCACUCGAGCUGCCAGCGGAGCGGCGGAUUUCACUGGGAAAGUAUGGGACGCCAUUUCCGGCGAAGAAUUGCAUUCCUUUCAACACAAUCACAUUGUCAAGAGCGUGGAUUUUUCGCGUGACUCCAAUCUAAUGGUAACGGGAAGCAACGAAAAACUUGUGCGCAUUUUUGAUCUCAACAAGACGGAAGCUAGUCCAGAGGUAUUCAGUGGACAUACUGCUGGCAUAAGACGUGUGAUGUUUUUUAGAAACGACACCCAUUUGGUCUCGUGCGCCGAUGAUAAAACUCUUAGAGUUUGGAAUAGGUCCACGGGACAGGAAAUCCAAAAGGUCGAGUUCAAUUCGACACCCAACAGCUUGGAAGUAUCGAAAGACGGCAGCGUGCUAACGGUGACUUACUCGAACCACGUGAUCUUCCUCGAUUCGGAGACGCUGAACAAGAUUCGAGAAUUCUCCAUACCCAGCACCGUCAAUUCCGCUUCGUUGCAUCCCGACAAGACCAUCUUCGUGGCCGGCGGCGAUGAUUUGAAGGUUUACAAGUUCGACUACACUACUGGCACAGAGAUUGAAUCGUUCAAAGGUCAUUUCGGACCAGUUCACUGUGUUAAAUUUUCGCCUGACGGCGAAUUGUACGCGUCCGGCUCCGAAGACGGUACUUUGAGGUUAUGGCAGACGACCAUCGGAAAAACGUACGGUCUAUGGAAAUGCGUGGACGUCCAGGCUAACAGCGAUCCCCUGUCGCCGCCUAAAGAAGUCCCCGCCAAUUAAUUUCUUCGAAGACAAUCAGAACGGAUCCGAAAACAAAUUAUUUCGUAUUAAUAGGUGUUUUAUAUACGUUGAUGGCAUUGUAACUCUUUUUGGCCAAUGCCACCAUUUUCUCCAUCGGAAUUAGUGAUGACGUAAUUUAUGUUCCAAUGACAGUGUCAGUAGAGGUUAUAGGUAUUCAUUUAAACUACUUUUUUCGACCUGGAAUGUCAAAUUGUUUUUGUUAUAAUUUAACUGUCAGCGGAACAUAAAUUACGUCAUAUUAAUAAAGCGAGUUGGUAACACUCUGACAGUGACAGCUAAAUGCUUGAAACGCCUACUAGUUCGAAGUACAUUUUGCAAUUGUAAUAUAUAACGUCGAUUAUACGAUAACCUGCAUUUUGAUCGCUAAAUUGUUUAUUUUUAAAAUCUGUUAAUUUUAAAAAAAUGUAUUAGUUUUUUUUUUUUCAAUUAUGAAAUACCUAAAUAUAUAAAUUUUAUCAUCAAUAUGCGAGGGUUAUUUUAAAUAAAUUAUUUUUUAUUUGUCCAUUGGUUUUUAUUGUUUCCAGCCUUUAAAUUCAUUACCUGUACAAUAUAACAAGUGGAAAUUAUUGGGAUGCAAUUCUAUUGUAUGAAAUCCGUAGUUAUUUCAUAUAUAAUCGAUUGAACGCCAUUUUUUUGGUGCCAUAAACUUUUUUUUACGAAAAGUUUCUUAAAGACAAAAUUACAAUGGUAAUGUGUUCAGCUUAUGGUUGUAAAAGCCGAAAUGAAAAAGAGAGAUGGAAUUAUAUUUUACAGGUAAAAUAUUGUUACCCUGGUUUUUGGUAAACUCAACUUUUACAAUAUAAAACUA
This is a messenger RNA of Psylliodes chrysocephalus, 1916 nucleotides long. The record is from the annotation of a GenBank genome assembly. NCBI's taxonomy places the organism in Eukaryota, Metazoa, Arthropoda, Insecta, Coleoptera, Chrysomelidae.